Aplysia californica (California sea hare) is the source of this 410-nucleotide messenger RNA. RefSeq lists its product as uncharacterized. The transcript is spliced from 2 exons. The record is from RefSeq and is a predicted model, not a curated record. Bases 41 to 391 code for a protein of 116 amino acids. NCBI's taxonomy places the organism in Eukaryota, Metazoa, Mollusca, Gastropoda, Aplysiida, Aplysiidae.
CCCCUCCCCUCCCCUCACCCUCUCUACGUCAUGCUUCUAGAUGGACUCCUACAGCCUGGGAGUUGUCUUCUUUGCCUGUGUGACAAGAGUUGAGCCGGAGGAAGGCGUCGACUACCUGAGGAGGGUCAACACUGACACAGCUAUUUCAAUACCACACAAUGUCUUGCUGAACAUGUUACUGUGGGCGGACCCCAAAGUCAGGUCAAGGACAAAGGAAAUCCUCUUCCAACUGCAAACCCAUUCUCUGACUGAGGAGACCAGUGCAGCUGUCAACCGACCAAGCUCUAUAGAUUUUCAUAUUAAUCAUGUGUGUGUUGUUGGUGGUGGUGAAAAUGAUGAUGAUGAUGAUGAUGAUGAUGAUGAGGAAAAUGAAAUAGAUGUUUGUACUUGAGAUGAUAGAGGGGAAAGUU